Pan troglodytes (chimpanzee) is the source of this 2285-nucleotide messenger RNA. It is a transcript of the gene PIGW, whose product is annotated as phosphatidylinositol glycan anchor biosynthesis class W. The coding region runs from base 98 to 1612 and encodes 504 amino acids. NCBI's taxonomy places the organism in Eukaryota, Metazoa, Chordata, Mammalia, Primates, Hominidae. Gene Ontology annotation, cellular component: endoplasmic reticulum; membrane. Gene Ontology annotation, molecular function: glucosaminyl-phosphatidylinositol O-acyltransferase activity. The record is from RefSeq and is a predicted model, not a curated record. The transcript is spliced from 2 exons. Gene Ontology annotation, biological process: GPI anchor biosynthetic process; protein localization to plasma membrane.
UGGCGGGUGGAGCGGGAGUCCGGCGGCCCUUCCCACGUAGACUGUCUGCUGGGGGCGCCGGCACCAUUUGGAGUACGUGAGGUAUACGGGAAGAAAAAUGUCUGAAAAGCAGAUGAAGGAAGCUUUUGUCAGUAACCUCAAUGGAACCACCGUGCUGGAAAUCACCCAGGGAUUGUGCUUUCCUGCAUUCUGUAUCCUGUGCAGAGGGUUCCUGAUCAUUUUCUCACAGUACUUGUGUUCUUUUUCACCUACCUGGAAAACUAGAUUCCUCAUUGACUUUGUUGUCCUAAUAGUUCCCAUGGUAGCCACUUUGACCAUUUGGGCUUCAUUUAUCCUCCUUGAGCUUCUCGGUGUAAUUAUCUUUGGGGCAGGGCUGUUGUAUCAAAUAUACCGAAGGAGGACCUGCUAUGCCAGACUGCCUUUCCUAAAAAUCCUUGAAAAAUUCUUGAACAUCAGUCUAGAAUCAGAAUACAUUCCAGCCAUCUCCUGUUUCCGUGUAAUUACCAGUGCAUUUACUGCUAUUGCUAUUUUGGCCGUGGACUUCCCACUUUUUCCCAGAAGAUUUGCCAAAACUGAGCUCUAUGGGACAGGAGCAAUGGAUUUUGGAGUAGGUGGCUUUGUUUUUGGGUCUGCAAUGGUUUGUCUAGAGGUCAGGAGGAGAAAAUAUAUGGAAGGGUCCAAAUUGCAUUACUUUACAAACUCAUUGUACUCUGUUUGGCCAUUAGUCUUCCUAGGAAUCGGACGAUUAGCCAUUAUAAAAUCAAUAGGCUAUCAGGAACAUUUAACUGAGUAUGGAGUUCACUGGAACUUUUUCUUUACCAUAAUAGUUGUGAAAUUGAUAACACCACUGCUGUUGAUUAUUUUUCCCCUAAAUAAGUCCUGGAUUAUUGCCCUCGGCAUUACUGUAUUAUACCAGUUAGCCCUUGACUUUACCUCACUGAAGAGGUUAAUAUUAUAUGGCACUGAUGGUAGUGGCACACGGGUUGGUCUAUUAAAUGCCAACCGCGAAGGAAUAAUCUCUACCCUGGGGUAUGUGGCAAUACACAUGGCUGGUGUGCAAACAGGGUUAUAUGUGCAUAAGAACCGAUCGCAUAUCAAAGACUUGAUAAAAGUAGCCUGUUUUCUUUUACUGGCAGCUAUUAGCCUCUUCAUAUCUCUUUACGUAGUUCAAGUAAAUGUAGAAGCAGUAUCUCGAAGAAUGGCAAAUUUAGCCUUUUGUAUUUGGAUAGUUGCUUCUAGCCUGAUCCUUCUUAGUAGUUUAUUACUGGGUGAUAUAAUUUUGAGUUUUGCCAAAUUUCUAAUUAAAGGAGCUCUAGUACCAUGUUCUUGGAAACUUAUCCAGUCACCUGUUACAAAUAAAAAGCAUUCACAAUCUCUAGUCCCUGAAGCUGAAAGAAUGGAACCCAGUCUUUGUUUAAUCACAGCUCUAAACAGAAAACAGUUAAUAUUUUUCUUGCUGUCAAAUAUAACAACUGGCCUGAUCAACCUGAUGGUAGAUACAUUACACAGCAGUACCUUGUGGGCCUUAUUUGUGGUCAAUCUCUAUAUGUUUUCCAACUGUUUAAUUGUAUAUGUACUAUAUUUGCAAGAUAAGACUAUACAAUUUUGGUGAUCAGCAGGAGUAGGAUAUAUAAGUAUUUGGGCAAUAUUUAAUGAGGAAUAUUAAUUGUAAAGAAAUUGUGCUUUUGGCAACAGUGUUAACCAUAUUUUAUUAUAAAAUAGUUUCAGUCAUCUAAACAGCAGUGAUGCUUAAUUAUUUUUUUUUUUGAGACAGAGUCUCGCUCUGUUACCCAGGCUGGAGUGUAGUGGUGCCAUCUCAGCUCACUGCAACCUCCACCUCCCGGGUUCAAGCAAUUCUCCUGCCUCAGCCUCCUGAGUAGCUGGCACUGUAGGCAUGUACCACCAUGCCCAGCUAAUUUUUAUAUUUUUAGUAGAGAUGGGGUUUUGCCAUAUUGGCCAGGCUGGUCUCAAACUCCUGAACUCAAGUGAUAACACCCACCUUGGCCUCCCAAAGUGCUGGGAUUACAGGUGUGAGUCACCACACUGGGCCAAUGCUUAAUAUUUUAGUGUAUCUCAACAAUAAAACCAAGAAGAAACAAAGCCUUUUGACUUGUUAGAAUGUAUUAAGUAGUAUUUUAAAGAAACUUUAUAGUUGUGACAUUGAAAGACUGUUGGGGUGGGGGGAGGAAAAUUUUUACUUUCCAUCUUAAUGUAACCUUAUGCUAUUCUGUAUUUUUACUGUAUAUUGCUUUUACAAUAAAUAUAAAAUGAAAUGUUUAUGUUGA